AAUCUCUCUCUGUCCUUCUGUCUGUCACUCACGUUAAGCCGAGGGGAUCGUCAUAGUGACCAAAUUCCCAGUAUGAUGGGCCAGGCAACAGCUGAGGGAUCUCCCUGUUCUCAUCGUCUCUCUGUGAAAACUCAAGAGGAUGAGCCGGACCGAGCAGAGAGUGUGCUCAGUAGAUCUCCGUCAGCGUGUGAUGACACAUCCUCUGAGCUUCAGCGAGUAGCCGCUCUAGAACCUCGGGAUGAGCCAUCCAGAAACUCAUUUCAAGGGAGAGGGGCACUGUCAAGAUUGGUGAGUCUGGUGGUCAUUCUGAGAGACUGGGCACACCGAAGUCUGGUAGAGGAGGAGGAGAGACCAGACUCCUUCCUCGAGAGAUUCCGUGGACCCGAAGUACGAGCCAUUCCAAGCCGAAGAAGCAACAACCAACUAGAUGCCAAUGGCAACACAAAAGGAAACACAAAGAAGGCAUGGGAAACAUUUAUUGUUUCUCCUUCUGAUGAUUUAUACUAUUAUUGGCUGUUCUUUAUUGCCGCAGCUGUGCUCUACAACUGGGUUCUGCUUGUGGCCAGAGCAUGUUUCGACCAACUUCAGACUGAAAAUUCCAUUGUUUGGCUGGUUUUUGAUUACAUGUGUGAUUUUGUCUACAUACUGGAUUCAUGCAUGCGGCUAAGGACAGGUUACCUAGAACAAGGACUUCUGGUGAAGGACUUAGCAAAACUCAGAGACAGCUACAUUCAUACACUUCAGUUCAAAAUGGACGUUAUCUCCAUCCUCCCCACUGACCUGGCAUACAUCAUCUUGAGCAUCGACACCCCACAGCUACGUUUCAAUCGUCUUCUGCGCUUCUCCCGCAUGUUUGAGUUCUUCAACCGAACAGAGACGAGAACCAAUUACCCAAACAUCUUCCGAAUCUGGAACUUGGUUCUUUACAUCCUGGUCAUCAUCCACUGGAACGCCUGUAUCUACUAUGCCAUCUCAAAAUCUCUGGGAUUUGGAUCUGAUCAGUGGGUUUAUCCCAAUAUCACCUCCUCAGAGUUCGGAACUCUUAGACGAAGUUACGUGUACUGCUUCUACUGGUCCACACUGACGCUCACCACCAUCGGUGAGAUGCCGCCACCAGAACGAGAUGAGGAAUAUGUAUUUGUGGUCUUCGAUUUUUUAGUCGGAGUCCUGAUUUUUGCUACCAUCGUGGGUAACGUGGGCUCCAUGAUUUCAAAUAUGAACGCUACGCGGGCAGAGUUUCAAGCACGCAUUGACGCUAUCAAACAUUACAUGCACUUCCGCAAGGUCAGCCGUAACCUUGAGACACGUGUCAUCAAAUGGUUUGACUACCUAUGGACAAAUCAGAAAGCAGUGGAUGAACAGGAAGUCUUAAAGAACCUUCCAGACAAGCUGAGGGCAGAAAUCGCAAUCAACGUUCAUUUAACCACUCUGAAGAAAGUUCGCAUCUUUCAGGACUGUGAGGCUGGCUUGUUGGUAGAACUGGUGUUAAAACUACGCCCUCAGGUAUACAGUCCCGGCGACUACAUUUGCCGAAAAGGAGACAUCGGAAAGGAGAUGUACAUCAUCAAAGAGGGAAAGUUAGGAGUUGUCGCUGAUGAUGGAGUGACACAGUUUGCAUUGCUAACAGCUGGGGGAUGUUUUGGGGAAAUUAGCAUUCUGAACAUUCAGGGUAGUAAAAUGGGAAAUCGGCGGACUGCUAACAUUCGAAGUAUCGGCUACUCUGACCUCUUCUGCCUUUCGAAAGACGACCUCAUGGAGGCCGUGACAGAAUACCCAGACGCUCAAAAGGUACUGGAAGAACGUGGGAGGGAAAUUUUGAGGAAACAGGGGCUUUUGGAUGAAAGUGCUGCUGCAAAGGGAGGCAUUCUUGUCAUGGAGACAGACGAGAAGGUUGAACGUUUGGAGAUCUCGCUGGACGUUCUGCAAACACGUUUUGCCCGGUUGUUAGGGGAGUUCACAGCAACUCAAAGCAGAUUAAAGCAAAGAAUCACAUGGCUUGAGAGACAGCUGUGUCAUACAGGUCUCGGGCUUUUGUCAGAUCAAGAGAUCGACUUCGAUAGUGAUGGCAAUGCGUCACGAGCCAACUCAACCACACAGACGCAUGCACAACUGGACACUGAGAGGCCAACCAACACAGAUUCCCAGCACUCACCCAGGAAUUGCAGGGGUCAUGACUGAACCUAAAA
This is a messenger RNA of Triplophysa dalaica, 2186 nucleotides long. It is a transcript of the gene cnga2b, whose product is annotated as cyclic nucleotide gated channel subunit alpha 2b. The transcript is spliced from 7 exons. Gene Ontology annotation, biological process: monoatomic cation transmembrane transport. Gene Ontology annotation, cellular component: plasma membrane; intracellular cyclic nucleotide activated cation channel complex. Lineage: Eukaryota; Metazoa; Chordata; Actinopteri; Cypriniformes; Nemacheilidae. The coding region runs from base 73 to 2178 and encodes 701 amino acids. The record is from RefSeq and is a predicted model, not a curated record. Gene Ontology annotation, molecular function: intracellularly cGMP-activated cation channel activity; cGMP binding; protein-containing complex binding.